AUGGGCUUCUCCGAUCUCAUCCAAGACACCAUCAAUAAGCACACCGGCGGCGGUGACAACAACAACAGCAACAACAACAACUCCUCCUACGGCGGCGGCGGUCCUCCCAGCUACGGCAACGAAGGCGGCUACAGCGCCGGUGGUAGCAGCCAGUUCAACACCCCUCACGGCGGUAACCCUUCUUCCUACGGUGGUAACCCCUCUUACGGCGGAAACCCUUCCUACGGCGGCGGUGGUCCUCCCAGCUACGGUAACGACGGCGGCUACAGCGCCGGCGGCAGCAGCCAGUUCAACACCCCCCACGGUGGAAAUCCCUCCUACGGUGGUAACCCCUCCCACGGCGGCGGUCCCAGCUACGGCAACGAUGGUGGCUACAGCGCCGGCGGCAGCAGCCACUACAACACCCCUCACGGAGGAAACCCCUCCUACGGCGGCGGCGGACACUCAUCGGGCUACGGCUCCGACGACGACUUCAACCCGGCGGUCUCGCACGCCCAGGCGGAGCACAACGAAGACAGCUCGCUAUUCAACACUGCCCUGUCAUUCAUCAAGGACCGGAAGCAGCAGUACGCGCAGAAGGACAAUGACAUCGACGAGGCGCAGAUGGUGCAGUCGCAUCAGGCGCUGUACGGUGGCGGCGGGGACAGCAACCGGGCUCACGACUCGAACUCCCUCGGUGCGGGAGCUGCCAUGCAGGCGUUGAAGAUGUUCACGUCGGGAGGUGGCUCUUCGUCGGGUGAGAGCAGCGGUGGUAGUGGAGGCAUGGAUAAAAAUAAGUUGAUUGGGAUUGCCAUGGCUCAGGCGAGUAAGUUGUGGGAGGAGAAGAAUGCGAGUGGGGGUGGUGUGUCCGAGGACAAGCAGUCUGCUGUGAACAAGGCCGCCGAGAUGGCGCUGAAGAUGUACAUGAAGAACCAGGGCAGUGGAUCGACCGGCACUGGAGGGCCCGGCGGUGGUUUGAUGAGCUUGGCCAGCAAAUUCUUGAAGUAA
Messenger RNA from Aspergillus melleus, 987 nucleotides. RefSeq lists its product as uncharacterized. Bases 1 to 987 code for a protein of 328 amino acids. The transcript is spliced from 2 exons. The record is from RefSeq and is a predicted model, not a curated record. NCBI's taxonomy places the organism in Eukaryota, Fungi, Ascomycota, Eurotiomycetes, Eurotiales, Aspergillaceae.